Messenger RNA from Striga asiatica, 1399 nucleotides. NCBI's taxonomy places the organism in Eukaryota, Viridiplantae, Streptophyta, Magnoliopsida, Lamiales, Orobanchaceae. The record is from the annotation of a GenBank genome assembly.
AAAUAAUUACUUUUUUUUUUUUUUGUUCCCUUUUUCCUUUCCAAAUUAUUUUAAGAUUUUAAGAUAUGGCGUUGACUAGCAACGGCGGCUCCGGGAAGGGUCUGAUCGUUAGUUUCGGCGAGAUGCUGAUCGACUUCGUCCCCACCGUCUCCGGCGUCUCCCUAGCGGAGGCGCCGGGUUUCCUCAAGGCCCCCGGCGGUGCUCCGGCCAACGUCGCCAUAGCUGUGGCCAGGCUGGGCGGUAGGGCCGCGUUCGUCGGCAAGCUCGGGGACGACGAGUUCGGGCACAUGCUCGCCGGGAUCCUGAAGGCUAACGGCGUCUGCGCCGACGGCGUCAACUUCGACAAGGGUGCCCGCACGGCGCUGGCGUUUGUGACCCUACGCGCCGACGGCGAGCGUGAGUUCAUGUUCUACAGGAAUCCCAGCGCCGACAUGCUUCUCACCCCCGAUGAGUUGAAUCUGGGAUUGAUUAGAUCUGCAAAGGUUUUCCAUUAUGGAUCGAUAAGCUUGAUAGUGGAGCCGUGCAGAUCGGCACAUCUAAAGGCAAUGGAGGAGGCCAAGGCAGCUGGCGCCUUGCUGUCAUACGACCCCAACCUUCGGCUGCCACUUUGGCCGUCUGCAGAGUAUGCAAAGGAGCAAAUUAUGAGCAUUUGGGAGAAAGCUGACAUCAUCAAGGUGAGUGAUGUGGAGCUCGAGUUCUUAACUGGGAGUGACAAGAUUGAUGACGAGACCGCUCUUUCCCUGUGGCACCCCAAUUUGCAGCUUCUUUUAGUCACUCUUGGUGAGAAGGGAUGUAACUAUUACACCAAGAAUUUCCGGGGAUCUAUUAGUGGCUAUCCGGUUAAUACUGUGGACACAACUGGAGCUGGUGACUCUUUUGUGGGAGCCCUUCUUGGCAAUAUUGUUGAUGACCAUGACUUAAUCCACGAUGAGGCGCGAUUGAAGGAAGUAUUGAAAUAUGCAUGUGCGUGUGGAGCCAUAACCACAACCAAAAAAGGUGCAAUUCCAGCUCUUCCCACACCCGAUGAAGCCCUAACCCUACUCAAUAGAUCAAAAUAGAGAUUUUAUUAAUUUUCUAAUUUUCUAAGUUUAGAGAUUUUAUUCUAAGCUCGUCCUUUUUUUGCAUUGCAAUUUUUCAAUCUCAACCGGUUUGGCAUUUCCAUUUGACAUUGACAUUGUAACCGGUUUGUUAACUUGUGAUUAUGGACAAAUAAUAAAUGGUAUUGUUUAUUUUCUAGUUUUUCAUGUCUAUUAAUAUGGUAAUGGGAAAUGUUGAUGUACCAUAAUUUGGCAUUCUACUGUUUAUGGUGAUACCCGCGAUGUAAUUUAUAAAGUUAAACACAAGAAAAUGAUGGAAGAGAAAAGAAAAAAGAAGAAAUCAAACAAGUGUUUUAUUGUCC